AUGUCUUCGUCCACUGUGACUGUUGUGUCAGCUCCCGGAAAAGUUCUGAUUAUUGGUGGAUAUUUAAUUCUCGAUAGAUCAUACCAAGGUCUAACAAUUGGAACAGACGCUCGUUUCUACACUAUCGUCAAGCCCGGAAAUAAAUGCUCAAAAAUCACAGUUCACUCACCACAAUUCAACGACGCAGCCUGGGAGUAUCGGGUUAAUGACGCUUGUCAAGUCGAAGCAAUAAAUGAGGAUAAUCGAAAUUCCUUCGUUGAAAUUACCGUCAAGUAUACUCUCUCGGUUAUCGCAAACCGAAUUCCGAAACAAAAAUUUAACGAAAUAAUUAAUCAAGGAUUGGAUAUAUACAUCGCUGGUAGCAACGAUUUCUAUUCACAAAGAAAACAGCUGGAAAUCCUUAAAUUACCUUUGAACACUUCUUCGCUACGCUUGCUCACUCCAUUCAAUAAGAACGAUAUAAAUUUGAAGCAAGUCCAUAAAACCGGUCUUGGCUCGUCAGCAGCGUUGAUAACUUCUCUGGUGGCUGCUUUACUUAUCCAUUUCCAAUGCAUCGAUAAUAUUGGAAAUCAACAGAAAACGCUAAUUCACAAUGUGGCUCAAAUGUGUCAUUGUCUGGCACAGGGAAAAAUUGGAUCGGGGUUUGAUGUAUCCGCAGCUGUUUGGGGAAGUCACGUGUAUAAAAGGUUUUCACCUGAUAUUUUGAACCCGGUUAUUCAAGAUGAGAAUAACGUGGAUGGCGCAACAAUUGAUAAUAUUGUCGAUCCUUCCACCAGCAAUUGGGAUAACGAGGUGGUACCGACCGCACUUCCUCCACGAUUUACCUUAGUUAUAGCCGAUGUUGACAUUGGAUCCAACACUCCCAAACUAGUUGGAAAGGUUUUGGCUUGGCGAAAAGCUAAUCCUGAACAAGCAAAAGCUUUAUGGGAUACACUUGCAUCUCACAAUUCCAUGGUCAUUGAUGGUCUACGAGAAUUGAGAAGCGAAUAUGAGAAUAACAAAUCUGAAUAUGAGAAGGCGAUAGAACUUUGUUCUGAAGUAAAAGGUUCCGAGUGGGCGACGCUGGCCGAACAAAAAACUUUACACUCCAAUAUUAUCAACGGACUUAUCAAAAUUUUUCAAUCAUUCCAAAAAGUUAGGCAAUUUCUACGUGAAAUGUCAACUCUCUCUGGCGCUCCAAUAGAACCUCCAGUGCAAACCAAAUUACUUGACGCGUGCACAGAAAUUCCCGGAGUUAUUAUGGCCGGUGUGCCUGGCGCUGGAGGAUUCGACGCAAUCUUUUGUAUAGGCAUUGGAAAUAAGUUUGUUGAGAAUGUUGAGAACCUUUGGUUGAAUUGGAAAGAAAUGAAUGUUGGGCCUCUUUUGGCCAAUGAAUCAUCUGAAGGAUUAAAAAUUGAAAAUUUAGAUAGUGUCAAGGGACUGGCUACUAUUUUGACCUGA
Messenger RNA from Acaulospora morrowiae, 1440 nucleotides. The record is from the annotation of a GenBank genome assembly. NCBI's taxonomy places the organism in Eukaryota, Fungi, Glomeromycota, Glomeromycetes, Diversisporales, Acaulosporaceae.